GAAAUCACGUGAAUGUUACAAACAAAACUUACGCACGUUUUGAUUUUUGUUGCUAACGUUAAGUGUAUUUUCGUGAAAAUGCGAAUUUUAUUCGAUUUUUAUGCAAUCUUUUAUAGUUGUUAACAUAUUGUCAUUAUGACAUGAAGCUGUUUAAAUUUUAGAGAGUGGAAUCAUUCAGAAAUUUAAAAAAUAUGAAUGCUGUUGUUGCACUUUGUCACUUCUGUGAGCUACAUGGCCCUAGUAUCCUUUUUUGUACUCAAGCUUUCAGAGACCCUGAAGAAUUAUCUUGGGGUGUGAAGGAAACCCCAAUUCCUAAGCCUUAUUAUGGUCCACGUGAACUGCUGGCUCGAGUAUCGAUAUCUGGAUGUGGGGCUUCUACACCAUCUAAAUGUUCAGAUACAUGUGAAGGAUGUACAUCAGUAACCAGUAGUCAGCGAGGAUAUAUAUGCAAUGACCAUGAAGCAAGAGUCAGCUUUAUUAGUAGUCAGUUUCCACUUCACCCAGAUGUAUUUAGUAUUGUUCGACAAGCUUGUGUAAGAAGUUUAAGUUGUGAGGUGUGUCCAGGUAGAGAAGGACCAAUCUUUUUUGGUGAUGACCACAGAGGUCACGUUCUCAGCCAUACUUUCUUCAUGAAAGACAGCCAAGCUCGUGGUUUUCAGCGGUGGUAUAGUAUUAUUAUUGUUAUGAAUGACAAGAUAUUUCUCCUUAAUUCCUGGCAGUUUUUGGUGAAGCAUCUACAGCUGAUUAUCCAAGAACUUCAAGAAAGAGCUAAUAAGGUUUAUGACAUGGAGCAGUCUGAAAACCCUCAACGAGCUGUUCGACUGAACAGUGUCACAAGGACAACCCCUGACAAUUUUCGUAGACAACGAGGAAAUGCCAAAGCUCGUUCGCUAAAAGAUUUAACCAAUGAUAAAGAAGUCUUUAUUCGCUUACAUCUUUGGUUCACAUGGUUGCUCAGAGCUGGAGCAAAUAGAUUAACAGAAAGAUUGUUGGAAGGAUUGCCAUGUGAAGACACUGUUGUUGAUCUGGAGAGACAAGAAGAGACAGAAGAGGGAUUUGUUGAAGUUCACACCAAAAAAGUUCCAAUGUCUUAUGUUAAAGUUCAAACAGCAAGUGUAAGCUGUGGUAUUACAAGUGAAAGUGACCUUGCUCCAGAUGAUAGUCCUUGUGUAAAAAGUCUUCAAGAUCUUGUGGAGAUCUUAGGGAAAGAGAAAUUUCACACACUUGCUUACAACAUAGUGAUUGGCAAUCAAUUAAUUUUCAGAGGAAAACCUCGGUCUCUUAUUUCAUCUGUUAUUUUGUGCCUCAAGGAUCUACUUCCAAGAGGAUGUUUUCAUCCCGUGCUGAACAGUAACAUUUAUGAAGAUUCAUGGAAAUGUAACGUUUUGAGUCUUAAUGAGGAAGUUCAAAUCCCUUCUCACGUCUUGUCCUCUAGUUUACACCUUUGCAUAAAUGUUUGUAUAAAUUCAUCACAGAAGGAUUCUUCAAGCAGAAAUAUUGGGGAUUAUGAGUUCACUUUGCACUUCAAUGGAAAACUACCAGAAAAAAUUCCUCAAGUACUCACCGAAAUGGAAAGGGCCAUACAGAAUCCUACAUUUUCAAAAUCUUCCUUGGAAACAUUUCUGUUCACCAUCAAAGAAGUCUGGAUGAACAAAGUGAAGGUCUUGUUCACAUUUUCACGUGCUGGUCAGAGGUCAUCAGAAGAGGCCAAUAAACUACUUCAGGUUCUAGGAGCUUAUGACUAUGAUAAAGAACUUUUGAAGUUUUGGAUGACAGGUCUCAGUAUGCACUACAAGACCCAUGUUUUGUCUGCUUCUAUCCAGCAAGGUGCAGGUCAUGAAGGACCUGUCUACUGAUGGACACAUCUUGAGUUGGUGCCUUGGAUUAGAAUUGUCAUAUUGUAAGCAUUAUCAUCAGAAGAUAUUGGAUUAAAAUAGAACUGGCUAACUGAUAUCAUGAAGAAUUGGUAUUUUCAAGUAGAAAGGAUAGAUCAGUGCUAAUAACUUGCAAUAACUACAGUAAUUUUAAGUUAUUAUGUAGAGGUAAUUGAAAUAACAGAAUUAUCUAGAAAGUGAGGAAUUUCGGUUACUUUUCUUCUUCACACAGAAUAAGGCUGCAAUACCAGCACAGUCUGUUGAUAUCCUAAAGGCAAAGUUUUCCCUAGCAUAGUACAACUUGAAACUUUUUUACACCACAGGGUAUGAUUAUACUGGAUUUCAACACAGUAUUGUAUUAUCUCUGUUGGUUAUAAAUAUCCACAUCUUGUACUGUUUUAUUGGGGUAUCUGUAAUUAUGAAAAACUAUUUUAAGUAGUUUUCAAGUUAUUGUACUUGUUUGUAAUCAAAACCAUUAAAUGAAUAUCUGUUAAACAAUCUUAAUGUGUGAAUAUAUAUAUAUAUACACACAUCCAAAUAUAAAAUGUCAUAAAAUAAACAUAAAAAUGAAGGAUGUGACGAUGUCAAAACUUUACAAAAUGUCAAGUACCAUACAAGCAGUUGCACCUUCACAUGUCCAGGAAAUAAUAGGGAUAGAACAUACAUUAUGCUUUCAAACUUGACUUGGAGUUAUAUGCAUUUUGCUUAUCCCUGCAUGGAUGCCAUGUUGUUAUUGAUGCAACUGACUUGCCACCUGGUGAUGAGAAACUUGAUAACAUUAGUUACAGCACCUUUGAAUUCAUAAUUUUUCAUUUGUGAUGUUUUAUUUUUGGAUGAAUAAUUUUUUUGUUCACCCAGUAUAUUUAAAAAAAAAAAAGGUGUCCUUGUGAGCAAUCAAUUUUAUUCUUUCCUGUGAUUGAAAAAGCUUCACUAGGAUUGAUUACAUUAUAAUGUGAACACAAAAAAGAAAGUAAGGUUGAAUGUUAUCAUUAUGCUAGUUAAAGACAAAAAUAAGUUAUCAAAUAUUUUAGUAUGUGUAUUGGCUGAAAUAUAUGAUUUUAUGCACAUGUACAUGUGACAGGUAGUCUGAGUUUGGCAAAAAACUUAAUUGGUUUAGGUAUAUAGUCCAUUACUCACCAGUAAUAUCCUAAAAUAUGUGUUUGAUUAACAUGUAACAUACCAUCACAAUUAAUUAUCCAUUAUUAUUUAGUGAAUUAACUGCUUAUUUAUUUAUUUAGUAUUACAUGAGGCCUACUUUGUUUAUUUGCUUCAAUUUUCCAAGCAUCACUGAUGAUGAUGACCAUGAAUCUUCCAAAACCAACUUGUUGCAGUGAGAGUAGCAAGUCAAAGAAUAGAGUAGAGCUCUGCUUCGUCUUUUCUUCAUUGAAAUUCAUGUGUGAUGCAGAAAAGAAAUAAACAAAGAACUUAAUUAUAAAUUGACCUGGAAGGGUCAAAUGGAUGUUUCUAGACUGUAAAAAUAAAGAUUCUUUGUGUAAGAUACAAACUACACUAUUUUGAUUUUAAAUAAAUUCAUAAUAAUAAGACCCUUUUUUUCGUGGUUUCCUGUAAAUUUUAAAGUUAAUAAGUAUCUCAAAUGCCUUUCAGCUGGAGUUCACAAAUAAUGUAUGACUGUUAGUAUAGUUAGUAUUUUGAAUCUUGAACUGUUGUCACAUAUAACAGUUUUGCGACUAUAUCUGUUGGGUCACCUUUUGAGAGCAAUAUUUUUCAUGAUCACUAAUGUCAUGUUUUACCUUUUACUGGUGUAAAUAUCCUGUAAAUUCAAUUAUUUAAGAACAGAACAUUUAUCUAAUAUGAGGUUAACAUUUAAUAAAAUCCGAUCUCAGACAACCCAGGUAAUAGAAAGUGUUCCUUAAACAAGCUCCUACAUUUUAUUUUCUGGAAUUAAGAGAGAGUUUCCAUUUUUAAUUGGAGUUGAAAUGAGUUUGUCCUCUGCCUUUUAAUGAGCUUUUACUAAUAUUACAAGUACAAUUUAAAUUUUUGUGUAGUAUGAAGUAGUUAUUUUGUAUAUAGUUUUCAAAAAUAUAUUUCUGUAAUAAAUUUUUCAAGAGUUGUUUAAAAGAAUAUGCUAUCAGUUGUUUUAUAUAUAUAUAUAUAUAUGAUUUAACUAACUACAGAAUGGGUAAUUAUUUAAAUACAUGCAGAUAAAUUGUGGUUUCUUUAGGAUGUUAGAAUGUUCAAGAAGUAGAUAAUGUAGAUUACAGUCUUCACUAGUAAUUCAAAGAAAUGAGGAAUAACAAUUAUGUAGUCAAUGUUUUGGGUGAUUAUUUGUUUUUUUUUCUACAAAACAUUGACUGCACAACUGUUACUUUUCUUCUCUUUAAUGAUCUUAACCAUUUAAUUUUUAUUUUAAGAUUUUAUCAUGAUGUUGUUGCAUUUGUUUAUUGUUUGUAUUAAAAUACUUGGAAUAGAUUUUUAACAGGGAACCAUAUGUAUUUAUCUGUUUGAUUUUGAAUAUAAAUACAAUGUGCAAAUGAUUUUGUUACUUAUUUAUGUAUUACAUUAAGUUAUUUAGUCUUACACAGGUGGAUUUAUAACAUAAGAAAGUAUAGACGUUGAGUGCAUUCAUUAUUUAUGAUUUAAAUCCUCUUCUAGUAAAUUCUGUUGGACAGGAUCAUUUUGUUAUGAUCUUAAAGAGAAAAAUAUUUUUGCUGUUAUCAUAUUUGAGAUCAAAGUACUGGAACACAUGGUUUUUAUACUUGUAAUAUCACACUGAUUGUACAUUAUGCUAAAUAAAUAGUUAUUUAAGUAGUACAUUCUUAAUAUUCUCUUCCUGACAAAAGAACUUAAGAUUGUCACUGAGUAUAAAUCUGUAUAUGAUAGUACAGUUUACGUAAUAUUGUUUUCUACUCAUACUGCAUUAAUUGUGGCCAUUUAUGUAAGUUUUAUGUAUUGUUUAUCUCUUCCAAUAUCUUUAUGUAAUUCCUUAUCCACAAUCGUGAUUAUCAUAAUAACGACAGUUAUUAGGGUUAACGAAUAAUUACUUGUGGAUUUUUUUAAAUCUUGAUAAGACGGAGUUCAGCUGAUCAGUAUAAGAAUAUGUGUAAUGGAUUGUAAAGAAUGACGUUUGAGAAAGAAAAUUUGAAGAUGAGAUUAAAAAUAUCACGUGUUUAAUGAAGUAUAUUUAAUAAACAAGGUUAGAAUUCGGUACUGUUAUUGAAUGACAAUGAACUUCAUUUUCAGUAUAAUUUAUUUCAAAGUACGUUUAUCAUUAAUUCGAACUCUUUUUUAAGAAUAAAGGUGUAUGUGCUCAAGUAAAAUCCACAUUAUUUACCCAUUAUUAUGAAAUCGGUAAUAAAAGACCUGAGAUAAAAACA
This is a messenger RNA of Limulus polyphemus (Atlantic horseshoe crab), 5209 nucleotides long. RefSeq names its product folliculin-like (gene BHD). Gene Ontology annotation, biological process: positive regulation of GTPase activity; positive regulation of transforming growth factor beta receptor signaling pathway; negative regulation of transcription by RNA polymerase II. Bases 192 to 1856 code for a protein of 554 amino acids. Lineage: Eukaryota; Metazoa; Arthropoda; Merostomata; Xiphosura; Limulidae. Gene Ontology annotation, cellular component: cytosol. The record is from RefSeq and is a predicted model, not a curated record. Gene Ontology annotation, molecular function: GTPase activator activity. The transcript is spliced from 11 exons.